AUGCCGUCCCCAGAAGAGUCCCAUACACCAGCCUCACACGAAGAAGAAAGCUCCAGAGAUCAAAGUGCCGAGUCCAGCAAGCAACAUUCUAGAGAAGGAUCAAGGCCACCCAAGAAAAGGCACAAUGUACGCUUCACGCCAGGAGGGGAGUCAUUGGACACUUCAAACAAGAGGGCCGCUUUCGAUCUUCGAGAUGAUACCAACCCACCUCCCAGGCCGAAGCCUUUACCCAGGACAAGGUCUAACACAGUGAGAAGAAACAGUUCAUAUUCAGGCGCCCCUGCGCCUAACCCUGAGAAGUCUUUGGACAUCACGGAAUCGUCUGCUAAAGCACCAAUCCCCAGACCCAAACCUUCGAUAAUGAGACUGCCUUCAAGUGACUCAGAACCGGAAGACAGUGACACCAAAUCUGAUGAUGAGGAAAACAAGGAGGAUGAAGACGGAAGGAAGGAGGACGAGAAAGCAGUGGGAAAAGCUAUAUCACAGCAGACGGCACAGGACAGGGCCGAACGUCUUUCCCGUAUGAUGGGCAGUCACUCUGCCCCUGGUUCCAGAUUUGCGUCUCCUCAAAGACCGCAGAGGACAGUCGCCAGAUCACCACCUCCAUCUCCACCUCCAUCUCCGCCUCCCGAAACAGCAAGGCAAAUGAGGCUGGAUUUGAGCGACAUUCACCUGGAAAGGCUAGAAACCAGACGAAGGAAGUUUGGGAUAGAAGACGACACGGAUGAAGACGAUGAAAAGGAAGCCGAGACUUUGUCAUUGAAGAAAGGGAAACAGAGGGCAGGUCGAUACUACGCUAGGGCUGCUCGUUUGAUUGCGCAUCAUAAGUCACCACAGAUACCACGAUUGUUCAGACUUCACGCCGAGACGCCGCCCGGGACGGCCUCAGGUGUCCAAACACCUAUGUAUGAACGUGAUCCCAACCACUACGUUCCCAGGCCCAAGGAGUACCGUGAAGGUUACCUCUCCUCACUCCUAAAACUCUACAAUGAGCAGGGAGCUGGAAUUGCUCUGUCUCAUAUACCUUCUGGUCACGAUGCCAUUACUCGAGCAGCACAUCGACGCGACAGUGCCGCCCAGUCUUUGAAUGGAUCAACAGCUUCAGGAGCAACAACGCCUGCACAGACCCCAAGAACGUCACCGGCCGGCUCGCCAACAUCUUCCGGCGCUACUACUCCGAAAGCAAAGCAUCAGAAGUGGUAUUAUAAGAACUCUCAGAGCCAGUCUACUGGGGCUUUGUCAGAUCUUGUUAGCUCAUCUACUGUCUUUGCUCAGCCAACAACCGGUUCCAGUCAGACAUCAAAGGCUAUCAGACCAAAAGCGAAGCACAGACCGUUGAGCGCUCAGGCUUUGGAUACCGUUAUGGGCAAGAAAAAGAAGGGCCACAGAAAUGACGACUCGAUCCGGAUCCAAGUACACAUUGCAGAGACAAUGCAAAGGCAAGGCUAUCUUAUUAAGAUUUGCAGGGCUCUUAUGACAUAUGGAGCACCGACACAUCGGCUCGAAGAGUAUAUGCGUAUGUCAUCUAGAGUACUUGAAAUUGACGGCCAGUUCCUUUACAUUCCCGGCUGUAUGAUCGUCUCCUUUGACGAUCAAUCAACGCAUACGACAGAGGUCAAAAUAGUCCGUGCUACACAAGGUGUCAACCUUGGGAAGCUUCGCGAUACUCAUGAGGUGUACAAAGAGGUGGUCCACGAUACGAUAGGCGUCGAGGAAGCGAUGGAACGUCUGGACGAGAUCAUACGCAAGAAGGAUGAUUAUAGUCCGUGGUUCCGCGUGAUUAUAUAUGGAUUCGCCAGCAUGUGUGUUGGACCGUUCGCUUUCGGUGCUCGUCCGAUCGACAUGCCCAUAGCUUUCUUUCUAGGCUGUCUCUUGGGAGUCAUGCAACUCAUACUUGCCCCGCGAUCGGAGCUCUACUCGAACAUUUUCGAAAUCUCUGCCGCCGUCCUGACCAGCUUCCUCGCUCGAGCCUUUGGUUCCAUUAGGGGUGGCCGACUCUUCUGUUUUUCCGCUCUCGCUCAGUCCUCCAUCGCCUUGAUUCUACCUGGCUACACAAUCCUUUGUGGCUCUCUUGAGCUUCAGUCGCGGAACAUAGUCGCUGGUUCCGUACGUAUGAUCUACGCUGUAAUAUACUCUUUGUUUCUUGGCUUUGGCAUCACGAUUGGCACCGCGAUUUUUGGUGCUAUCGAUAAAAACGCGACCAACAACACUACUUGCAUGACAGCCAUGCCGGUCUGGUUCAAAUUUAUCUUCGUGCCUCCCUUCACGCUUUGUCUCAUCGUCAUCAACCAGGGCAGGUACAAGCAAAUGCCGAUAAUGCUCGUCAUCGCCUUUGCCGGGUACAUCGUCAACCACUUCUCGGCCAACCGCUUCUCUUCGAACGCCCAGAUAGCAAACACGCUCGGCGCUCUCGCCAUCGGUGUCAUCGGAAACCUAUAUAGUCGUCUCCGCCAUGGCCUGGCGGCAGCCGCGCUGCUACCAGCCAUAUUCGUGCAAGUGCCUUCGGGCCUCGCCGCAGGAGGCAGUCUGAUCAGCGGGCUGACGUCCGCAAAUCAGCUUACGAAACAAACGGUCAAUGGCACCGCGAGCAACGGGACGACCACUAUCAGUAACGCAACCAGCGCUUCAACUGUCAACGUCAACAGUGAUGUCCUCAAUGUCGCAUACAGCAUGAUUCAAAUCGCGAUUGGAAUCACGGUGGGUCUGUUCAUGAGUGCUCUCGUUGUCUAUCCUUUUGGAAAGAGAAGAAGCGGUUUGUUUAGUUUUUGA
Molecule: messenger RNA, 2769 nt
Organism: Letharia columbiana
Lineage: Eukaryota; Fungi; Ascomycota; Lecanoromycetes; Lecanorales; Parmeliaceae
Exons: 2
Coding region: 1-2769 (922 amino acids)
Biological process (GO): transmembrane transport
Molecular function (GO): transmembrane transporter activity
Source: RefSeq, a predicted model, not a curated record